Messenger RNA from Gryllus bimaculatus (two-spotted cricket), 630 nucleotides. The record is from the annotation of a GenBank genome assembly. NCBI's taxonomy places the organism in Eukaryota, Metazoa, Arthropoda, Insecta, Orthoptera, Gryllidae.
AUGCAUAUAGACCCUUCGCAUUGUCUUAUUGCAAUAUCCAACGAUAGAACAAUAUUGGAUACAGAUUUUAAUGUACCAGUAAGAGGUGUGCCUCGUGAUCAGGUCUGGUUUGCUAUACAAAUUGACAAAAGUGAGCCAGAAAGGGUAGAAAUUGGUCUCUUCGGUGAAAUUGUACCCAAAACAGCUAAAAACUUCGCAGAACUGUCUACAAAACCAAAAGGACAAGGUUAUAAAGGUUGUAUAUUUCACAGAGUCAUUAAAGACUUCAUGAUCCAGGGAGGAGAUUUUACCAAAGGCAAUGGAACUGGAGGCAAGAGUAUUUACGGCGACACAUUCCCCGAUGAAAACUUUCAUUUGAAACAUUAUGGGGCAGGAUGGCUGUCUAUGGCAAACAGUGGAAAAAACACCAACGGUUCUCAGUUCUUUGUGACUACAAUCAAGACUGACUGGUUGGAUGGGAAACAUGUUGUAUUUGCCAAAAUCACAAAAGGAAUGAAUGUUAUUAGAAAAAUUGAAAAUGUUGAAACCGAUUCAGACGAUAGACCUAUAAAGAAUGUUGUGAUAGUUGAUUGUGGAACAGAAGCAGUGCCUCAACCUUUCCGUGUGAAGAAAGACGAUGCAACUGAGUAA